CUUUCACCUUCAUUUUCAAACUUCAUCGCACCAAUUCUUUACUUGACAACUUCACACAAUCCGUACACUGAUGGGUUUUACUUGACACUCCCCGAAUUUCUUUAUGAAGAAACCCAAAUUUCCCUUCCAACCUUUUUUUUUCAACCUCUUACUUUUACAUGCUUGUCACUAACCAAGCAAAUCCUGAUCUUUGAAAGGACUUUAUUCCUACGUACUUUAUUUUCCAACUUCUCUCCAACUACCAUUGAUCCGAACUUCUUUUCUACCUUACCUCUAAACUUUUCCUCUGACUACCCUAUCUCGUUCUCUCUCUCUCUUUUUAAAUUUACUUCCAACUUUACCGCCACUAUCCAAUCCACAACCCAAACUUACUUUCCACUUCCUGUGUCAAAUUUCUGUAUAUGAAAUUCGCAUUUGAAGUAUCAAAUUGUUCGAGACCCAAAUAUCGAACAUCAUAAAUUCCCACUUACUAGAACACGACCUUGAUUCAUUACCUUCUCACUCUACCUUAACCUUUUACCGUAACCUCUUUACUAUGGCCGCUCCCGAUCCCGCCCAGUCGUUAGCUUUGGCGACGACUACUAACAAAACCACCCGCCUCUCUCCUCCACCCCAGUCGAAGCGCGAUAAGAAGCGACAGAACUUAAAUGAUCGUUUAGCGGUUCUGCAAGACAAAUUCGGUCGCGACAAGGAUAAACAUUAUAGGGAUGAGCUCCAUAAGGUCCAGAUCGAUGUCAACCUCGUCGGCCGAGUCGACCCUUAUGCCGACCGUCCUCUAGACGUGAUCGAUCGCGAGUAUAGAGACAUUCAACAAUCCGCAAAUGCGCAACUGAAUGCGAGCGCCAGCAGCAAUGGGAGUCCUAAGCGGAGCCUCCUUGAGAUGGCAGGCCCUACAUUCUCCGAAUGGGUUCAUCAGGUAGAGGACCUAGUUGAGCAUCGCGACUACGAGAUGACCUGUCAGAAGCUGGAGUAUGAGAGGAAGACUAGUGAAUACGAGAAGGUUCGCGCUUAUAAGCUCGAACUAGCCAAGCGAGAGCACAAUACCCUAUCGAGCACUCUCCGAGAUCGCCUUAUUAAUGCUAUUUCGGCGAAGAAGUUCCGAUUGGGCAAAGAGAAAGAAGCCUUGGACAUCUCUGACAGCUCGGCGCUUUUACUACACCCCAACCAAUUCAGCCUUACCAACCCCGCGAGCCCUGGCGGAACGCACGGCAAGCGGAACACCCGACUACGAAGAGAGAUGGAGGAAAUGCCAGGCUUCUCCGAGAACAAGAAGAGAAAGAGGAACGGAGCAGAUGACGAAGGAUCACCUGCCCCCAAGAGAGGAGCUCUAGACAGCUCUAAUACCACGCCUUUCUGGUCGAGCGAGAGACUCCGAAGCGGCGCCUUACGCAAGGAGGCAGGCCCCAUCUACAGCGUCGACAAGCUCUUUACCGAUAAAGAGCUGGUCAUGACCUACAACGUCUCUGCACUAGCGGCUCACAAGCAUCUCUUGGUCCGCCGUGACACAAACGGCAACAUCAUCACUCCCGAUGAGAAUAGCUCUGGUAAUGGGGAUGUCAAUGACGAGGAGGACCCAACUGCGGUCACUAUGGAACGACAACCGUCGCAUACUACACGAAGCACUCGAGGCGGCCACGGCCAGCAAAACUUCCAUGAUGACCAGCUAGUCGGAAUAGAGGCUUUGGUAAAUUUCGAGAUCCCGGGUAAUCUCGACAAGAUGGUUACAUUAGAACCUAAGCUACCCCCGAUGACCCAGGCUCAAUACUCCAAGGCAUACAGACGUGAUGAGUCUAACACACCUCAGAGUCUGUGUGACGCGGAUCGAGACAGGGACUUGACAGCGAUGAAAUUGCUUCGAGCGUAUCAGAACAAGCAUGGUGUGGGUUCUAACCUCAACGCUAACAGCGGAGGUCGCCGAUUGCUUGAAGCUAUGACGGCUCCGUUACCCAGUUCGAAGUAUUUCGCUUAUCUUCAGGGACAACGAGCUUCCGCUGAGGAGUUGUCGGAAUCUUUAGGCAUACAAGAGAGUGAUUUGAGAGGCAACGGCCCAGGCACCGGGUCGGACGCCGCGGGAAACACGGCAGGAGCCAAGGAUCCUGCCACGGAUAUACCGAUGAGUAGACAGAGCAGCCUCGGCGGUGUUACGAUGAGUCGUUCGGGAAGCGCUCGUGGUAAACGAAAGGCAUGAUCUGGACAUUAUCUGGUGUUUAGGGGUGGUUUAAGGGAUGCAUUCUAAAGCGAAGGAUGGUGCAAGUGCCACAAAACAAAGUGGCCGGACGCAUCAAUUUUGCGCGAGGUAUUUGGUUUAUUUGAUUUUUUUAUGGAUGUGCUCAUAGCACUUAGCGGAUUUUGACAUGGUAUAAUGCCGUACUAGCAAGCGUUGGGGGUCAUCGAUUUUGCAUUUUAUGGUCGCUCAGAUAUCCAGGACAGUGGUAUCGACAGGUAUAUCAAACAAUGAUACAAUUACUAAA
Annulohypoxylon truncatum is the source of this 2471-nucleotide messenger RNA. Its product is annotated as Sds3-like-domain-containing protein. NCBI's taxonomy places the organism in Eukaryota, Fungi, Ascomycota, Sordariomycetes, Xylariales, Hypoxylaceae. Gene Ontology annotation, cellular component: Sin3-type complex. Gene Ontology annotation, molecular function: histone deacetylase binding. Gene Ontology annotation, biological process: negative regulation of transcription by RNA polymerase II. The record is from RefSeq and is a predicted model, not a curated record. Bases 536 to 2188 code for a protein of 550 amino acids. The transcript has 2 exons.